Brienomyrus brachyistius is the source of this 1718-nucleotide messenger RNA. Its product is annotated as leukocyte elastase inhibitor-like. Lineage: Eukaryota; Metazoa; Chordata; Actinopteri; Osteoglossiformes; Mormyridae. The transcript has 7 exons. The coding region runs from base 152 to 1282 and encodes 376 amino acids. The record is from RefSeq and is a predicted model, not a curated record. Gene Ontology annotation, biological process: negative regulation of endopeptidase activity. Gene Ontology annotation, molecular function: serine-type endopeptidase inhibitor activity.
UACAACUAGUACGUAAAGUCAAUAUCACGGGUAAAAAGGCGGCGAAGAAGAAUACACCUUUCCAGCAUACCAUUUAGUAUUGUUAUUAAUAGUAUCUUAGUCAUAGCGGUAGUGUUAAUACUUUUAAAAUAAACCAUCCCGUUGAAUUGUUAUGGAGAAUGUUAGCAGCGCAAACACGCAGUUCGCCCUCGACUUCUUCCGGGAGGUGUGUGGGACCAGGGGCAACAUCUUCUUCUCCCCCCUGAGCAUCAGCGCCGCGUUUGCCAUGGUCUACCUGGGCGCUAAGGGGAACACCGCGGGUCAGAUGGCCAAGACUUUCAACAUGACCCCCGACCUCCACUCAGAUCUACAGAAGUUUAUUUCCGAUAUUGACAAACCUGAUGCCCCUUACCAGCUGACACUCGCCAACCGUCUCUAUGGCGAAAAGACCUUCAGCUUCCUGCAAGAGUUCUUGGACGCCACACGGAAGUUCUACCAAGCUGAACUGGAGCCAAUAGACUUCAUAGGUGCAGCAGAGGAAUCCUGCUGUCAAAUCAACCAGUGGGUGGAGGCCCAAACCAAUGGUAAAAUUAUGGACAUUUUGAAUCCAUCGGCAGUUGACAGCACAGCAACACUGGUUAUUGUCAAUGCCCUGUAUUUUAAGGGAGAAUGGCUACACAUGUUUGAUCGAUUUAAAACGAGGGAAAUGCCCUUUAAAAUCAAUGAGACAGAGACCAAGUCCAUUCAGAUGAUGUAUUUGCAGAAAGUAUUGCCAUUUAAGCAUAUUGAGGAGUAUGGCCUGCAGAUAGUGGAGAUGCCCUACAAGGGUGAUGAGCUGAGCAUGGUUAUCUUGCUCCCUGAGGAACCCCAGAAUGGCUCCACCCCCCUGCAGAAGCUGGAGAAAGAGCUGACCCUGGAGAAGAUAAACGAAUGGACAGACCGGAAGAAUAUGGACAGUGGUGGUUAUAUUGACUUGUACCUCCCAAAGUUCAAGCUGGAAGACAGUUAUGACCUGAAGGAAGCCCUGGCUCAUCUGGGAAUGACGGAUGCGUUUGAUGAGAAACUGGCAGAUCUGACUGGCAUAAACAGGGAGGGCGGCCUCUUCAUCUCCGCUGCUGUUCACAAGUCCUUCAUAGACGUGAACGAGGAGGGAACUGAGGCUGCAGCUGCCACGGGAAUCUUCAUUAUGAGCAAGAGAUUAAUUCAUGGGAAAUAUUUCAUGGCCGAUCACCCCUUCCUCUUCUUCAUCAGACACAACACGUCCAAGACAAUCCUCUUCUUUGGCCGAUUUUCCUCUCCAUGAGAUCCAUUUCCUAUUUACUUACUGCCAUAGUUGGUUUAUUGCUGGAAUAUUGGCUGUUUGAUAUGAUUUGUAUCACAUUUACAUAUAGCUGUUCUCCAAAGUCCAUAUUUUAUUAAGCUUCUAAUUUAAGGGGGCUUCUGCCAAAAAUAUCACUCCCAGUAUUCCCUGCUACUGUCACUAUAGAAAUAAUCUGUGUCUUGCCCGGCUCGUCCGCUCCUCGUGUGUGCCACGCCCCCUGCCUUCCCACGUGUAUUUCCCUGAUUGUACCCCGCUGUAUCUGAUUACUUUGAUUAGUCUUGUCUGGUUUUAAGUCCUGGUCUUACCUGUUAGCGUUGUCCGUCAUUGAUGUUGUCAAUGUCUGUUACCCGUCCUGCUCCGGUUUCCCCUAAUAAAACCCCGUUUUCCCCGUAUCCCGCUUGCCUGCCUGCUCCUUCCG